This is a messenger RNA of Aspergillus niger, 225 nucleotides long. RefSeq lists its product as uncharacterized. NCBI's taxonomy places the organism in Eukaryota, Fungi, Ascomycota, Eurotiomycetes, Eurotiales, Aspergillaceae. The record is from RefSeq and is a predicted model, not a curated record. The transcript has 3 exons. The coding region runs from base 1 to 225 and encodes 74 amino acids.
AUGGUGGAUGGUGGAUGGCUAGAACAUGGAGGGUCGGGUAUGAGGGAUGAUCAGCGGAGAAGUGCCGGUGGAAACGAUGAUGGAGUCAUGAUGGAUAGGGUGGAUGGGGAUGGGGAUGAGGGCAUGUGUUUCCCGAUCGGGGUAGUAGGGUCUUCUUCUGUCAUGGGGGAUGGGCCGGUUCAGUUGCUCCGCAUCAGUGACUGCGAGGAGAGACAGCCGGAAUAA